CGGCCGUGUCAAGCGGCUCUGCAUGUUGUAUUUCUUUUGAACAUGAUUCUGGACAUCCCGCGACUUGUUCCAGCGCGACAGAUUUAUCUCUAAUACAAUGGUUCACGCCCCGGAGAGCGAAAAGGCCCUGCGCUACAUACAACAGUUGGACGAGGCACGAUGUACCGGACGCUGGAAGGACGUGCCAGAGCUAUGCAGGAAGGUCGAGAAGCAUGCUCCACACCGCCGAUGCCUGACACUCACCGCACGAUCCGAGGCCCAAAUCGCCGAAUAUAGUACUCAACGGCCCUCCACUGGCGCCUCCACCGCCUCUUCUGGCCUGUCGCAAGUCAUCCCGUCUCUGCUCACCGCAGUCGAGGAGGAAGGAGAUCACAAUCAGGAUGCUUUCCAGGCCACCGUCUGCCUUGGAUGGCUGCACUAUGUGCUCGACGAGCCUGGGUUGGCUGUGGCGCGUCUCCCCGGUGAUUUCAGGGCCGUCGCGACCACCAUGUCGGGAGAAGGAGCGGCAUUGAGUGGCUGGUCGAGGGUCUGUCUUGCCAAAGGCGCCUUCCUGAAAGGUUCCGCGCAAGAAAAGUCGGGUGCAGUUGGGGAUGCAGUCGCGACGUACUCCUCAAUCGUCCCCUGGCUGUCGUCCCUCCCCUCUACCAAUGCCGAGUCACCUCAGUUCAAGAUGUGGACCGAGCACCUCCUCGUGCGGCUGUGUCAGCUAUCUGACCAGUCCAGUGGGAGAGACGAACACGUCGAAUCGUCAGAAGCUCUGCAAACAUACCGCUACUGGGCACGACUGUGGGAAAGCUCAUCAAAGAGUGGAGGGCAUGACUCGGGAGACACAGCUCUAUCCCGUCGCCUGGCAUGGAAAGCAUACUACGAUACACUGUCCACCAUCCUGCGACACGACUUGACUUAUAGUCCUGAGUCGGCGCCUGCCACCCAGGAGAAGUCACCUCUGCAAAGCCUGUCCACGACGCGACUACGGCAGCGCGCAGAGCUGAAGCGUGUUGAGACGAUCUACGAAAGUCUUUUGAUACGAGAAACGCAAUUUCCCAGAGCAAGUGAAAGCAACCGCGAAAUUGAAGCAUGGACAGACUCCGUCAUGUACAACUGGCGCCUUCUCUGUGGGCCAACUUGGAGUGAUGGCGACCUCGGUGAGGGUGGGAAAGAAGGGGUUGGACGAAGUGUGCUUGACAUAUUGUAUCGAGCAGCUACCAAGACGUUUCACUCCACACAAAUCCUGCGACAUUUGUUCGUCGUGCAUGCGUCACUGGCCGAAUUCGAUCUGGCAUUCAAGGCUUUCGACUCCUACGUCGAGAUCAUCACACGCGGGAAAGAUCGGGCUGAGGAAGCAGGCCAAGAUGAUGUUGAGAUCGAUAAUGACAGCACCAUUCUUCGAACUUCGGCAGAGGCGAUACGAAUUCUUUGCCGAUUUGGAUCACGAAAGGAAGCCCAGAAGGCGCUGGAUGUUGGCCAUCAACUCGAGAAGUGGUUGGAGCAAUGUGAGCACGUUCAAUCAUCGUCGGACACUGCAUUUGUGGCAUCCACGGCAACGCUGGCGGAGCCCGCUGCCAUUGCUGCCGCAUAUUGCUCCUUGGGCAUCAGUCAGGCCCAUUGGGCACGCUUCACAUACGAAGUCGACCAGCGAGCGGCUAUCCAGGCUAAAGCAGUCCAAUACCUGCGUAAGUCACUCGCCCCGAGUCUCGGUGAUGCCAACAACAUCGAUGCUCUGUACGCUCUGGCUUUAGUGCUGGCCGAGACGCGAGAAAUCCCGGGGGCGAUAAAAGUCGCCAAACGUGCCCUUUCCGCCGCUACCAAACACAACACGUCGAUCAGUGCCGAUGGAGUAUUAUCUGGCGGGUUGAUAACCGAAUUUGGUCGAGAGCGCAAGCUGAUCCCUAUUUGGCAUGUACUUGCCCUGCUCUUAACUUCGCGGUCUGACUUCACUGCUGCCGAGAAGGCAUGCGAAGCAGCUUUCGAGCAGUUCGGAGACCCCACUGUUCUCUUUGGUUCAGACGACGCGGAUGCCUAUCGUAGCGAGCAUCUUAAUGCGGCAAAUGGAAACGACACAUCAAGCCAUGGCGUAGUAGAUUACAUGGAAGGUUCCGAAAAGAGGGAGAUCUUACAAAUCAAGAUGACACAACUCGCCCUUGUCGAAGUCACCGACAGCGCCAUCGCUGCCGUAGACGGUUGCGAUGAGCUCCUCGCUCUGUAUGCCAGACUGUUCGGGGAUCCAGCUCGAGACGAGACUAAAAUUGUGCCAUCUAUCACCACGUUGGCACCGCCCAAGAGUGCUGUUGGAACUGGUCGAGGGAGCAUUUUCCGAGGACGGGGUUCGGUCAGAGCUUCACCCCAAGAGUCGGUUGUUCGAAAUCCAUCAGUUCUUAGCUCUAGGACACCUGCGAUGGCCACUCAACAAGCUUCCGCUCCUGCGAUUCAAGUCACUGAAGGGGAUGCAAGUAAAUCUGGUCACCAUCGACACCACCUGUUUCAUCAUCACAAGCCUGACGAAGGAAACGCUAACAUCGGGCGAAGUUCAAGCAAGGCGCGAAACCCGGGCGGUUCUGGAAGGCCCUCAGUGCCGGACAAUGAUCAAGCACCCGAAGUACCUCCUCUACCAGAGGGCGUAUCUAACGGCACCCCAGCACGGGGCAACAACGUGCAUUCAAACUCCCCUCGACGCCUCUCUUUGUCAAGCUCCCCAAGAAAGUCAAUAGAAAGCAAUGAUCGGCCACUUCGUGCCAUACCACAUAAUCUUUCGCAUACAUCCCCACCACAAAUACAGGCUAGCCACUCUCAUAAACAAGACGUGCGUCUGCCUGCGCCUUUUCCAAGCACAAAUUAUGUCCCUCCAGGUCCCCGAUUCUCCAAAAUCGAGGAACGUAGACAGAAAGUUUCUCUACUAGUAGGCAUAUGGAUUUUCAUCUCUGGGCUAUACUCGCGAGCACAAAUGUUCAACGAUGCCAACGAAGCAGUUGCCGAAGCGCUAAAGCUGAUCGAGAAGUUUGAGGCGGAGCUGGCAGUCGAACACUCGACUGCUAGGGCGCUUGCAGAGAAGGGCUGGGGCGGCGGGAAGAGUGUGGAAGAGCUAUGGGCUGACGCCUUCGCUGCACGCGGAGAGUCUCUCGUGGCCCAAUCUCGUCAACACCAGGCUCGCUCGGACUUUGAGCGCGCACUCUUGCACUUCCCAGACCACCCCGAAGGUAUUGUCGGGCUGUCGAAUAUUUUACUCGACAUCUACGCCGAAGUGAUACCCAUGGAGCCGGAUCAAGGGACGAACGCUGCUAAUUACUCAUCUUUGCCUUCCGUUCCAUUGGCCCAGCAAACUCCUUCCAAUCUGAAAUCUUCUCGCCUAACGAGUUAUAUCCCGUCGGUACAGAACCAGCUUUCGCCACCAAAGCUCAAUCGUCUCGCAGCACGCGACCGCGCUUUUGGGCUCCUUUCGACAUUGACAAAGCUUGGUACUGGCUGGGAUUACUCGGAGGCGUGGUUUGCGUUAGCUCGGGCGUACGAGGAGAGUGGCAUGAUUGACAAAACAAAGGAGGUGUUGUGGUGGUGUGUCGAAUUGGAGGACACGCAUCCGGUGAGGGGUUGGAAGAACGUCACUUUGGGAGGGUUUGUGCUGUAGAUGCGGCUUUGCGUACUGAAAUGGUGACGAUGGUGGGUGGCGAAGAGUAGUGGACUUGUAGCUCUGAUACCCACUGCAGCGUUCCGGGUGAGGUAGUUUGCAUAUGUAAUGUUUGGUCAUGAGAAGUUGGAGUUGACCAAGUUUCUUAAACCAUGGGCUGGUGAGUGAUGUUCUUCGUCUGUUCAUACCUUUUCUUCCUGUUCUCCUACUUGCAUUUUUUCACUGCUAUUUCUAUUUCGCUUUGCGCUAGGACGACUCGUCGUCUCGAUGAUACCAGGCGUCUGUUAGCUCGGUUUUUCUUUCACCCCAUUCACCUUCUUGGUUAGUCGGAAUACCCGGAACUAAGUAGGCUGCAGCGAGGUCUUGCAACAGCUUGACGCCUACAUGUAUAAACUUUGUGA
This is a messenger RNA of Dothidotthia symphoricarpi CBS 119687, 4020 nucleotides long. RefSeq lists its product as uncharacterized. NCBI's taxonomy places the organism in Eukaryota, Fungi, Ascomycota, Dothideomycetes, Pleosporales, Dothidotthiaceae. The record is from RefSeq and is a predicted model, not a curated record. The coding region runs from base 98 to 3619 and encodes 1173 amino acids. The transcript has 5 exons. Gene Ontology annotation, molecular function: protein binding.